Castor canadensis (American beaver) is the source of this 1621-nucleotide messenger RNA. RefSeq names its product immediate early response 2 (gene Ier2). NCBI's taxonomy places the organism in Eukaryota, Metazoa, Chordata, Mammalia, Rodentia, Castoridae. The record is from RefSeq and is a predicted model, not a curated record.
UAGGAGUUCUACUGCGUGGGUUGGUGUAUUGUCUGGAGUGCACCUGCUACCUGCCCUAUCUGUCCCGGGAGUCCCCGCUGUCCUCACCGUCCAUCAGCCAUGGAAGUGCAGAAGGAGGCACAGCGCAUCAUGACCCUGUCCGUGUGGAAGAUGUACCACUCGCGCAUGCAGCGUGGUGGCCUGCGCCUGCAUCGGAGUCUCCAGCUGUCGCUGGUCAUGCGCAGCGCCCGGGAGCUCUACCUCUCGGCCAAGGUGGAGGCCCACGAGCCCGAGCUGUUCUUGCCUCCCGCGCGGUCCCCUGAUCCUCGCCUGCACCCACCGCGGGAAGUGGAAGCUGCCACCGAAGCAGCGCCCCCCGACGGUGAGCAGCCUUCUCCAGAGCCCAUGGACACGCAGGAGGAGGCGCCAGGAACCGAGGAGAGCCGGGCCCUCAGCGCCCCGCGCCCCGCCAAAGUCAGCCGCAAGCGGCGGAGCAGCAGCCUGAGCGACGGCAGGGACGCGGGACUGGUCCCGAGCAAGAAAGCCCGCCUGGAAGAAGAGGAGGAAGACAAGGCAGCGUCGUCGGACAUCCCCGAUCGCCUGCAGCCCCCUCCCUCGCAAGCCGAGGGCGCCUUCCCCAACCUGGCCCGCGUCCUCCAGAGGCGCUUCUCCGGCCUCCUGAACUGCAGCCCCCCCGCCCCUCCGACGGCGCCGCCCGCGUGUGAGGCCAAGCCGGCCUGUCGCCCGGCGGACAGCAUGCUGAACGUGCUGGUACGGGCCGUGGUGGCCUUCUGAGGACACAGAGCGGCGCUUUCGGAGCCCAGAGCGCGCGUCGAACCGUCGGCCCGAGUGCGCAGACCCGAGGCGAGGCCCCCUCUGGGGGGGAUCCCCGCGGGAACCGUGAAGAGUCGCCGCCCGGGCUGCUGAGAAGCCCGGAGAGGGACUCUGCCCCCCGGGCAGCCGUCGCCAUCUGUGCGCGGCGGUGGCACCCAGGAGCCGGGGGCGCGGGCGCCUUCCGCCGAGACCUGCGGCGCCUACAGGUGCUGUGUUCGUAGACUGGGACGUGGACCUUUCCCUCUCCCGGAUCGGAGAAGGGAGACUCAGCUCUUUCAUCUGCUCAGGGUCGGACUUCAUUUUUUACCACGGGCCGAGCUGCCCUUUCAAGGUUUUUUUUUUUUUAAUAGUGGUGUGUGCGUCUCCAACCUCCGAGAAUUCCAGGCACUCCCUGUCCCCCUCCAGUGACAUACUUGUGCAAGCGGUCAUCGUUGCGUCAUGGGGCAGACGUGCCGAGCUUCCUGUUGCCUUGCGUGGGUGUGGGGCCUGGGAGGAGGAGGGCCUGGGGUGCGGACCCGCCCUGGGGACCGGGAAGUGACUUGAGUCACUCCGCCCCCGCGGGCUGCUGCUAGGGGAGCGCCCCCGCGCCCUCUGAGCCCUGGGGUGGGAGCUGAACUGACUGCAGAUCGGAUUUUUCUCAUCUGGUGCGUGAAGAGGUGGCGAGUCUGUUCCCAGUCGCCGGCGUGACCCUCUCUAAGACACACGGACUCGAUCCACCCAGACUGAAGGCCUGGGGCGAAGGCCGGAAGGGAGCGUGGGGGAGGGGACGUGCCUAGCGGCCGGGCGAGGAGCCGGGCUGGCGGGACCG